AUGGAAGAACAACAAGAAUUUGAGAAACCCAUCUUCGAAUUCCGUCCUAAGAAGCUCAGAACCUCUCGAGUUUCGAGAAAUCUCAUGAAGAAGACUGGCUUCAGAGAAUCUAUGAAUCAUUACGAAGAGCUCUCUUGCAACUACGGAUUGAGGGAAAACCCGAAGAAAACCCAGAAAUCUUUACUCGAUCAUCGAUUCUGUACGAGGAGGAGGAGAAAUAAAAAGAUCCUGAUUCGAUGCAAAGAAUGCGGGAAAGGGUUUCUUUACGAGAAAUGUCUGUUUAAUCAUCUCCAAGUGACGCAUUCUGAAGAAUCUACAAGAAGAAGCCUGUUUUGUAGGUUUAGUAUUGUGCAGAGGAGAAAAAGAUCGAAGAGAGUUUCCAGGUACAAGAAGAUUCUUCCUCGAUUCUCUGUUUCUUCUUCUUCGUGUACUAUGUUUCCUGUUUCUGUGGAUGAUGGAGGAUUAUUAGAAGUCGCUGAGUCUCUGAUUCUCUUGUCCAUGAGUGGUGGAAAGUUCGUGAAUGGUUUGGAACAUUUUGGUAAAGCUCUGGGUUCGACUCAGAGAAAAUUUGAAGACGGGUUAUUGAGAAAUGAGCAGAGACUUGUUGGUGAAGCUCUGGAUUCGAAUCCAGAGGUGAAUUUGAGAAAAGAUGGAGACUUUGAAUAUGGGCUUUUGAGUAAUGAGCAGAAGAAACUUGUGGGGAUAAGCAGAGCAUCUGUUGGAACAUCGAAAGAGCUUUCGGGUUACUUGGCAAACAAGAAGGGCAGAGAAGAUGAUGAAUUGGGUCAGCAGAAACAGGCUGGAGCAAGAAUACUUAGAGAAGAAACUGAUAACGAACAGAAACUUGUUCGUCAAGAAACUGCAUUUGAAGAUUCAGUAUCAGGAUUUGAGAUGAAUAUAGAGCAUCGGUGUGGGCUCUGUCACAAGGUUUUCUCGACUUAUCAAACUCUUGGUGGUCAUCAGACGUUCCAUAGAAUGAGAAACAAAUCCAAAAGUCAAACCAAGAGAUGCAGAGAAGAAUCGAUAGAAGCUGAAGCUGGGAUUAAUAAUGGUUCAGUGACGUUGACAAUAAGUGCAGAGUUUGCUGAAGGCUGUUUAGGUCAGUACAUGCUUUAA
This is a messenger RNA of Arabidopsis thaliana (thale cress), 1116 nucleotides long. RefSeq names its product C2H2 and C2HC zinc fingers superfamily protein. Lineage: Eukaryota; Viridiplantae; Streptophyta; Magnoliopsida; Brassicales; Brassicaceae. Bases 1 to 1116 code for a protein of 371 amino acids. The transcript has a single exon. The record is from RefSeq and is marked reviewed. Gene Ontology annotation, biological process: regulation of DNA-templated transcription.